AUGUUGGGCCUGCUGCGUCUGACUCUCUUCUUUCUUGGAUGCUCCACUGCUGGGAGCUCGGCAUCUGUGCCUGAGGAUGUGCUGGUGGGCAUCUCGGGGGGUCAUAGUGCCCCACAGGGGAAGUGGCCAUGGCAGGUCAGCCUGAGGACCUACAGCUAUCACCUGGCUUCCUGGGUGCACAUCUGUGGGGGCUCCAUCAUCCACCCACAGUGGGUUUUGACGGCCGCCCACUGCAUUUGUAAGAGGGAUGCUGACCCAUCGGCCUUCCGCAUCCACGCUGGGGAUGUGUACCUCUAUGCGGGCAAGGAGCUGUCCAGGGUGAGCCAGGUCAUCGUCCACCAGGACUUCGUGCAGGGUGUCCCCGGCUCGGAUGUGGCUUUGGUUAGGCUGGAGAAGCCCCUCGACUAUUCUGCUAACAUCAAGCCGGUCAAGCUGUUCUCUGGGUCUCUGGAGGUCAACUCACGGUACCCAUGCUGGGUGACUGGCUGGGGCAUGGUCCACAUGUAUGGGUCGCUGCCCCCUCCCUACCGCCUGCAGCAGGUUCAGGUGAAAAUCGUGGAUAAUGCCCUCUGUGAACAGCUAUACCAUAAUGCCACCAGGCACCACAACCAGGGCCACAGAUUCAUCCAAGAUGACAUGCUGUGUGCUGGCAGCGAGGGCCGUGGGGCCUGCUAUGGUGACUCAGGCGGCCCCCUGGUCUGCAGGGUAGCAGGUUCCUGGAACUUGGUAGGAGUGGUGAGCUGGGGCUAUGGCUGUGCCCUGAGGGGCAUCCCUGGGGUCUACACACGAGUGCAGUCCUUCCUGCCCUGGAUCACGCAGCAGAUGAAGAGGUUCUCCUGA
Rattus rattus (black rat) is the source of this 840-nucleotide messenger RNA. Its product is annotated as serine protease 29-like. NCBI's taxonomy places the organism in Eukaryota, Metazoa, Chordata, Mammalia, Rodentia, Muridae. The coding region runs from base 1 to 840 and encodes 279 amino acids. Gene Ontology annotation, biological process: proteolysis. Gene Ontology annotation, molecular function: serine-type endopeptidase activity. The record is from RefSeq and is a predicted model, not a curated record. The transcript is spliced from 5 exons.